This is a messenger RNA of Funneliformis mosseae, 747 nucleotides long. NCBI's taxonomy places the organism in Eukaryota, Fungi, Glomeromycota, Glomeromycetes, Glomerales, Glomeraceae. The record is from the annotation of a GenBank genome assembly.
AUGCCUACUGAAAAAGAAAAUGAUGAAAAUGAUGAUAAAUCAGAGUCAAAAAUUCAAAAACUUGUUCAAAAAGGACGAUUAAUUUCUACCAUUCUUAUCAGAACUAUUAGAUUGGGAAUUUGCGUCAUUAAGAAAUAUAUGCUAUGUUCUGAUAAGUUAGAAUAUUGUAAUGAAAGAUCAGAAGAUGAUUUCUCUAAAUGCCUAGCAGGUGCUGGUUUAGUUGGAGGCAUUAAUAGAGAAGAAUUGCGAUCUAUUGCUGAAGAUACUUUGGUGGCAGCAUGUGAAAAACUUCAAAGUGAUGAUCAAGACAUAUUAGAAAGCUAUAUACGCAAAGCUUCACAGGCUAGUGGAGAAAUUAUCUUUAAUGGAGAAUUGAAAGAUAAAAAACAUGUUACUAUUCAAGAGGAUAAUUAUGAUAGUAGCUCACAACAGAUAGAACAUGCUAUAUUAAUUGCCAUAAUUGAAAAGAUUUUAACAAUACUAGAAAAAUAUAAUAUCAAAUUAAAUGUUGGUGUUGAUGGAGACCUUUCUACAAAUAAAACUUUGGCUUUGUUAAAUGUAGUCAACCAAAUAUUUGCAGACUUGAAACAUAAAGCAAAAAUUGUGCAAUCAAAGAUAGCAUCAGAUCGUAAUUGGAAACAUCUUGAACAACCAAUUAUGAAAUAUUACACAAGAUGUGUUUAUGCAGCUUCUGUUAGAGCUAAUAAUUCAGAAAUUUUAACUCCAACCAACAAGGAAUUAGUAUAG